Electrophorus electricus (electric eel) is the source of this 1544-nucleotide messenger RNA. RefSeq names its product DNA damage-inducible transcript 4-like protein. Gene Ontology annotation, biological process: negative regulation of signal transduction. NCBI's taxonomy places the organism in Eukaryota, Metazoa, Chordata, Actinopteri, Gymnotiformes, Gymnotidae. Gene Ontology annotation, cellular component: cytoplasm. The record is from RefSeq and is a predicted model, not a curated record.
AAGGCUAUAAAUAAUAGCAGAAUCAGUGCUCAGCGUUUCAUAUUGUAUGAGUGAGUGUGCUAGUUUGUAGUGUGGAUGCGUGCUUGUAAUAUUUAUAUGAAACAUUUUGUAACUAAUUUAUUUUAAAGAAUAUCAGAUUUUAUAACGCACUUUAAGAACAAGAACGAAGCUUACUUGGAGUAUUCACUAUGGUUGCAACAAGCACACUGAAGAAUAAGAACUCGGAUUGCAUCUCAGAAUUUAUUGACCGAGGGUUCGAGCGGUCUUGCAUAGAUAACGAGCUGGACUUCUGGGAGCGGUGCCUGGCCGAGCCUUACCUGGGCACGGAGGCGUGCGAGGAAAGAGCCUGCCAGGAGCUGGCACGGCUGCUGGAGGGCUGCCUGGCACGGGCCAAGGCCAGCACGCUGCAGUGCGCACAGGUGCUGGUACCAGAGAUGCUGACUCGGCGGGUAGCACGCGAUGUUCUGCGACUUGCUGCGGGCGAGCCGUGUGGCCUGCGUGGCUGCGUGCUGGACGUACGCUUGGAGCUGGACGAGCGGCAGCAGGUGCAUGGUUGCUGCUGCGAGCGUCUUGAGCGCCUGGCAUGUGAUGCCAGCGUGGUGCCCACCUUCGAGCUCACACUGGUCUUCAAGCAGGACGGCGGUGGCUGGCUGGGCCUACGAGACUUCCUGCGCAUCGGCACCUGCUUCCCACCCGGUUCCCGACGUGCGCUCAAGCUCCGCCCCGGGUUCCGCCUGGUUAAGAAGAAACUCUACUCUUCGGCGGCCGGUACCGUGAUCGAGGAGUGCUGAGCUGUGGGGUGGGAUUGGUUAAGGUUAAAAAGCACUUCAACACCAAGAUGUGAAUGUAAGGGAUUGCCCUUUGGAGCAGCUCCAGUGGUUUUUUUUGCACUUUCUUUUUAUACUGUAAAUGAGUUAAGUUGCGUCAUUGUAUGUUAAGCUUGAGGUGCAUAGAUUGGUGCACCAAUAAGAUUUGAUUUGGUGAAGGGGUUUACUGUGUUUGUAGAGGAUUAGUGUGGCUGAUUUUCAGGAGACUGUGCCCAUAAUUGUGUGCCAUCUUAGUGAUAAUGUGUAUUGGAUAUUUCUAGAAUUUUUGGAGCACUUACAUUGUUUACACUGUGGUUGCCCAGUGUCUUUCCCAUCACACAAUUCAGCCCAACAUUUUUCACCUUAGAUUUAUUUGUAUUUUUUAAGGGGUAGCAGUAAUCAUUUCACCACCAGUUGUGAGGCACAUGUUUCUGAAUGUACUGUCCUUUUGUCAUAAUGUCUGUGCUUGACAUGCUGCUGAAGAUACCCAAUCUUUAAAAACGUUAAAAGAUUUCUAAUUUUCAAUGUUCAAAAAAUUGUUUUGUCUCUCUAGUAAGCUUACCUUGUCAAGUGCUUGUUCAGUGCUUGGCUAGUCUCCUCCCACUCCCAACACGUUCUCUCUAUUUGAUCACUUUUAGCUGCAGUGCUGUUCCAGUAACUGGAUGUAUUUUUUUACGAAUUUCCUAUUACAGGAAGUGGAAACUGUUGUCUAUUUGACAAUAAACUAUUUUCAAAAUA